CGAAACAACAAGAUCACGGCGUGGCGCCUUCCGUACCGUCCACAAUACGAAAUGUAUCGAACGGGGAAAUUGCGAUUCUCGAAGUGUCGGAACGAUCGAGACAUCGAAGUGUCGGCCCGACCGUGGCCGACCGUAAUGAUUAUUUUUGUUAGGUUAGGAGAUAACUCCACUUGAAAAUGUUCAAACAAAUUUUCCGACCGUUCGGGUCGUACGGAUCAAAUCAAGUUUUAUCAGGUACAUCAAAAAAAGCUGUCGCAAUAUAUCCCAAUGUGAUUCAACAUCAGGAUGCACAAACGUUUUGUACUGCUACAGCUACAAAAAAAUGGGACUUAUACAGCGCUGUCUGUUUAGAACGUCAUCCAGUUAUAGUACAGCCAAUGGAAGAGAUCGAAUUGAAAUUUCAUAAUAUGUUAAGGAAAAUUGAAUAUGAAAAAAGUCUAAAGUCUAAUCAUGAAUUGCGGAAAGAAAAUGAACAGAAAAAGAAACCAAGCAGCGACAUGGAUGAUGACACAAAUGUCAAUAUUUUGCAAACUGCACAGGAUAUUGAGGAGAGCUAUCAAGAGGAACUUGACAAUUUUAAAUUUGCACCAACAAUUACAAAAUUUGAUGAACAAAAUAUAACGUCAUCCUUGAAACGUAAAUUGGACAAAAAUUUGAUGUUAUUAGUACAACAAAAAAUAGGUAACUCGCAUUAUUGGAUACCUCCCCAAGGUAUUCGAAAAGAAGGAGAAACCAUGAGACAAACUGCAGAGAGAGUAUUACAAGAAGCAUGUGGUGCGGAAAUAAAAGUGAAAUUUUAUGGAAAUGCACCGAUUGGGUUCUAUAAAUAUAAAUACCCCAAAAAGCUUUGCGAACAAGGAAUUUACGGUGCUAAAAUAUUCUAUUUUUUGGCAAAACAUAUAGACGGCGAUGUCACCAAUAAUGUAAAGUACCAGUGGUUGGAUCAUGAUGAAGUAGAAAAAGCGUUACCUAGUGGAAUGCAACAAAGCAUUUCACAAUUUAUGUUAUUUACUUAAAAAAUAAUAUAUAUAAAUAUUAAACUCACA
Molecule: messenger RNA, 1046 nt
Organism: Solenopsis invicta (red fire ant)
Lineage: Eukaryota; Metazoa; Arthropoda; Insecta; Hymenoptera; Formicidae
Gene: mRpL46
Product: 39S ribosomal protein L46, mitochondrial
Exons: 4
Coding region: 177-1016 (279 amino acids)
Cellular component (GO): mitochondrial large ribosomal subunit
Molecular function (GO): structural constituent of ribosome
Source: RefSeq, a predicted model, not a curated record